Molecule: messenger RNA, 3014 nt
Organism: Petromyzon marinus (sea lamprey)
Lineage: Eukaryota; Metazoa; Chordata; Hyperoartia; Petromyzontiformes; Petromyzontidae
Source: RefSeq, a predicted model, not a curated record
CCCCCCGCUGGGAGAAUAAAAAGCUCAGACUCCGGAUCCGAUUCGGCUUCAAGCAGCGAACUCCUCGCUACCAACGUCACCAAAUAUUACCAACACAACAUCAGCAUCACCAACAUCAUCAACAAUCAUCACAAUCAUCACAAUCAUCACAAUCAUCGCCAGCAUCCCGCAAGUCGCGCGGUUGGCUAAAGAAGUUCAACAUAUCAACAACCACCCUCUCUACUCCUCUGUCUCUCUCUCUAUCCCCUCCUCUCUCCAUCUCUUCCUGCCCCUCUUUCCCUGUCUCUCGCCAUGGGAGACUGGAACCUGCUGGGUAAGAUCCUGGAGGAGGUGCACAUCCACUCGACCAUCGUGGGCAAGAUCUGGCUCACCAUUCUCUUCAUCUUCAGGAUGCUCGUGCUCGGAGCGGCUGCAGAGGAGGUCUGGGACGACGAGCAGGCGGAGUUUGUGUGUAACACGGAGCAGCCGGGCUGCAGGAACGUUUGCUACGAUGCAGCCUUCCCCAUCUCCCUCAUCCGCUACUGGGUCCUUCAGGUGAUCUUCGUCUCCUCUCCAUCCCUCAUGUACAUGGGCCACGCUCUCUACCGACUGCGUGCGCUGGAGAAGGAGCGGCAGCGCAAGAAAGCCGCCAUCCGUGCCGAGCUUGAGGGCAUGGAGCUCCCGGGGGCUGAGUGUGGGAAGUCGGCUUACCCUCACCACCACCACCCUCCUCACCACCACCAUCCUCACCACCACCUCCCUCACCAACAGCAGCAGAUUCCGCUUACCGCUCACCUACAGCACGUCCGGCAGCAGCAGCAGCAACAGCAGCAGGGCCCCGCCACCGCUGCCCUCCCCCAGCCGGGCGGGCAGCACAAGCGCCUGGAGCGUGAGCUGCGCAAGCUGGAGGAGCAGCGCAAGCUGAGCAAGGCGCCGCUGCGGGGGGCGCUGCUGCGCACGUACGUGCUGCACAUCGUGGCUCGCUCCGCCCUCGAGGUGGCCUUCAUGCUGGGCCAGUGCUCGCUGUACGGCGUCGCGCUACGGCCCCUCUACAAGUGCGCCCGCCGGCCGUGCCCCAACGUGGUGGACUGCUUCGUGUCGCGCCCCACCGAGAAGACGGUCUUCGUCGUCUUCAUGCUCAGCAUCGCCGCCAUCUCCCUGGUGCUCAACGUGCUGGAGAUCGCCCACCUCGGCUUCCGCAAGCUCCGCCGGGGGUUGCUCAAGAGCAAGGGCUGCGCCGAGGCGGCGGCGGCGGCGGCGGCGGCGGCGGCGGCGGAGGCGACGGUGGAGGUGGGCCCAGCGGCGGUGGAGGACCAGAAGAUUGGUGGUGGUGGUGGUGGAGGUCUUGUCGGUGGAGUUGGUGAUGGUGGUGGUAGUGGCGGUAACGGUGGCUCAAUUGCGGUGCCACGACACUCAAAGUUGCGAGCAUCAAUACCACAGGUGUCACUCGGUGGCGGGGAUGGAGGGAGAGGAGGUGCAGGACCAAGCGACGUCUCCACGGUGACUUCGCCGAGCGCCAUUCCGCCACCUGGGCCAGUGGCAGGGGAAGCCGGAAGGAGCCCUUGGGGGCACGGAGCGGCAGACUCGGAGACAAACGUUUUGAGCCAGGGGCACCUCACGGCCUCAGCGGCCAGCCCCUCCCGCUCUGGGGGUGGGCAUGGCAGAGGAGGAGCCGGGUCCAAUGCGCCGGGCCAGGCCUGGACCGCCACCGCCACCGGCACCGGCACCGGCACCGGCACCGGCACCGGCACCGCCGCGACGACGACCCACAAUGGCAAACGCCAAACCGCUGCCACCGGUGCGCCCACCGGCGGUGGAUCUGCUCACGCUACGCCUACUCGAGGUAUCGGAGGAGGAGACGGAGGUGGCGCAGGAUCUGGCAGAGGAGUUUUCGGAACUUGGCUUCGCCGUCCACAAGAUUUAAUCGACAGCAGUCCGAAGGUCUCCUCCGGUACCGAUCCAAACACCUCCUCCAGCACCGGUCUGAAGAUCUCCUCCGGUACUGAUCCAAACACCUCCUCCAGUACCGGUCUGAAGAUCUCCUCCGGUACUGAUCCAAACAUCUCCGGAAGCGGUCUGAAGACUUCUGUGAGUGGUAGCAGAGGGAGCAGUGGAGGGAGCAGUAACAGAAGCUUCCGACCUCAUCCUCCUCCACCACCACCACCACCUCCACCUCCUCCACCACCUCCUCCCUAUUCCACCUCCUCAUCACCGGCUUCCUCCUCCUCGUCAUUGUCGCAGGCAGAAAGGAGACGCGGGGAGACGGAGGGCGGUGCCAUGUCGGGGGACGUCCAUCGGACGUCCGAGUCGGACGUCCGGCGUCUACGACGAAGACAGCAGCAGCAGCAGCAGCAGCAGGAGGACGAUGACGGUGGAGAUGACGGUGGAGAUGACGGAGGAGAUGAUGGUGGAGAUGAUGGAGGAGGUGGUGGAGAUGGAGGAGGAGGUGGAGAUGAGGAGAGGCUGAGCGGCUCGGUUUUGGGCUCUGGGUCUGGCACGGGGUCUGGCUCCGGGUCCGUGUCGGGGUCCAGCGAACUCAGCGGCCCGAGUCCCCCUCCCCCUACGUCGCGCCGAGUCUCCAUGAGCAUGCUGCUCGAACUCUCGUCCAUCAUGAAGAAGUGACGAGGACACGCCCACUCAUCACGUGCCACGCCCACUCAUGUGACACCUACCUAUACAGACCACACCAUACACCGGCCACGCCCACUGUCUACCUAGAUCACGCCCGCUACCUACUUAGGCCACGCCCGCUACCUACUCAGGCCACGCCCACCCUCUUCAAUGGCCACACCCACCCUCUGCACACGGCCCUGUUCGAGGCUACACUGGGUACCUUUGUCUUUGUGUCUGCAUUCUAAUUCAAACAUCCUGAAGCAGAAUAUUAGUGCUGGGUACAACCACAUUUGCGAACUUAAACCAUUAUUUUUAUGUUACCAGGUAAGGCUCACUGAGCGAUUUUUCAGAAGCGACCUGUCCACAAAUGAUAGCUCAACGAAUUGGGAAUUUAUAGUAGCAGCCACAGACUCUGAAUCCAC